Spathaspora passalidarum NRRL Y-27907 is the source of this 1713-nucleotide messenger RNA. RefSeq names its product Put4p (gene PUT4). Gene Ontology annotation, cellular component: membrane. The coding region runs from base 1 to 1713 and encodes 570 amino acids. Gene Ontology annotation, biological process: amino acid transmembrane transport. Gene Ontology annotation, molecular function: amino acid transmembrane transporter activity. The transcript has a single exon. NCBI's taxonomy places the organism in Eukaryota, Fungi, Ascomycota, Pichiomycetes, Serinales, Debaryomycetaceae. The record is from RefSeq and is a predicted model, not a curated record.
AUGACAAUACUAGAGAAGAAAGAAAAUAUCACUGUUGAUAUUGAACAACUUUCCGAAGAAAAACCUGUGGUCACUACUAAAUUCGAUGAUUUUGAUGAUAAAAUAGAUGUUGAACAAUAUGGUGAAAUCAAACGUAAGUUAAAUGCGCGUCAUGUCAAUUUGAUGAUUAUUGGUCAAUCCAUUGGGCUGGGUCUCUUUAUUGGUUUAUCAUCUCCAUUGACCACUUCAGGUUCACUCUCAUUAUUUAUUGGGUUUUUGGUAUGGGCUUGUUUGGUUAUUUACCCGUUAAUGCAAGCAGUGGGUGAGAUGUGUUCUUAUUUACCUAUAAAAGGUACUUUUUUACAUUAUAGUGCUAGAUGGGUUGAUCCUGCUCUAGGAUUUGCAUGUACAUUGAUUUAUCUUUACACUUCAUUGAUGUUUGUGUGUUUGGAGGCAACAGCAGUUGCGUCAUUGAUAAGUUUUUGGACUGAUGCAAAUCCAGCUAUAUUUAUUACCAUUUCGCUAGUGACGUAUCUUUUGGUUAACUUAGUUGGAGUAAAUUGGUACGGGGAAAUUGAAUUCUCGUCUUCAAUCCUUAAAGUUAUAUUGAUCAUGGGAUUAAUGUUCUUUUCCUUAAUUUCCAUGUGUGGAGGUAAUCCUCAACACAACGCGUAUGGGUUCCAGCAUUGGAAAGAAGGUGGAUUGGUUAAACCAUUCCUUGUAAGUGGACCAACUGGUCAAUUCUUGGGUUUUUGGAAUGUAUUGAUUUAUGCUGCUUUUGCUUGUGGUGGUCCAGAUUUAUUGGCUUUGUGUGCCUCAGAAAUGAAAAUGCCUAGAAAAUCCGUAGGUAUUGCUGCGAAAAGAUCUUAUAUCAGAAUCUAUUUAUUCUACUUUGGUGGUAUUUUCUUUUUAAAUUCCCUUUGUGCUUCCAAUGAUCCAACUUUGUUACACGCAAUUGAUACUAAUGCUGUCGGUGCAGCUGCAUCUCCAUGGGUCAUUGGAAUUAAGAAUGUCGGAGUUCGUGGUUUAGAUUCAGUGGUUAAUGUUUGUAUAUUGGCAUCAGCUUGGUCUUGUGGUAAUGGGUUUUUCUACGGAGCUACCCGAUGUGCCUAUAGUGCUGCUUUGGCUGGUUACUUGCCAAGAUUUUUCUCAAAAUGUUUGCCUAAUGGUGCUCCAAUUUAUUGUGUUAUUGCCUCAGUGCUUGUUGGGUUAUUAUCAUUUUUAAGCGUUUCUAAUUCCACAGCUACCGUUUUCAAUUGGUUUGUUAACUUAGCCACAACCGGGUUGUUAUGUACAUAUCUUUGUAUCUGGUGGUGUUAUUUCAAAUUUAAAAAGGUUUAUCCAAAGCAAACUGGUGUUCAAUUCAAAAAGGAUGAAUAUAAUUAUUACUUGGCUCCAAAACUCAUCCAUCCAUACUUUACCUAUUUUGGUUUGUUAUUAAAUAUCUUGGUGUUAUUUUUCAAUGGAUUCUGGAUAUUUUUCCCAGGGCAAUUUUCCGUGGCUAAUUUAUUCACUUCAUAUUUUGCACCUGUUUUAUAUAUUUGUUUAUUUGUGUUCUGGAAAUUCUUCAAAAAGACCCAUUUCAGAUCAGACAUGGAAGCAGAUAUAACUACAGGUAAAGAGCAGAUAGAUUUAGAAGAAGAAGCUGACAUUGAAUAUGAAGCUACUAGGGAAAGAAGCCAGAACUGGUUCUUUGUUGUCGGACGUAAAAUUUCCCAUUUCUGCUUUAGUUAG